UCAGAAUUAAUUCAUCUAAAUCAGUGUUAAUUAAAAGAGUAUUUGUCUAAUCUUAUUUUAAAGAGCUUAUAAGCUCUUGGAGCUGAAAUGCUGAAAUGCUUCGUUUACUCUGCCGCCGCGUUCUACACAGUUCACCGGAUAUAGAAAAGCUGAAACGCUUCGUUCGAAACCCGCCUUCCGCAAGCCACAGCCUCCGUCGGUGCGUCGCUGCGUCGCUGCUGCGUUUCGGAUCCCCAUUCCGACAUUCUUAGUAGAGAAUCGAUGAUAUACGUUGGAAAGGAGAGGCCAACAACAUAGAGUCCCUCCCCAAAGAGCUAUUGUUUGAAAUUCUCCUACGUCUUCCGGCCGAUCAUCUCUACGAGAGAGCGAGGCUCGUGUGCCGGUGGUGGUGCCACAUUAUCCAUUCUCAUGCCUUCAUCAACGCGCAGAUACACGGUGCUACCUAUGGACUCCUUUUAUGCCCCCUAAAGCGUUAUACUCUGCCACUUCAUCCACUUUAUGUAACAGCCGACGCAGAUGGUGGAAUCCACUCAUCUGAGCUAAAUCACUUCUCCAAAUGGGGAGUUCGUGCUACCUGCAACGGUUUGGUUCUGGAUGCCAAAGAUUACUGGCCCCUUCGCCUCGUGAAUCCUGCAACGAAGCAGUCAUUCCUCCUCCCAGCAUUACCUAGACACCUAUCCUAUGCCCGGUUCGAGUAUGGUUUUGCAUAUUCUGCAGCUUCCUCGGCAUAUAAAGUGAUUCAACUGUGCGCUCUUUUCCAUUCGCCACCACGCUUAGCAGCUGACGUGCUCACUGUUGGAGUCGAUGAAUCCUGGAGGCACGUCGAGGUUCACCACCUCCCCGACCAUGUCAGGUCAUUCUUUUUCUGUAAGGCUCCCUUGACUAGUGAAGGGUUCUUGCAUUGGGGAGGGGGGGAGAUACUGCGCAACGAUGGAUGUGGAGACGGAGAUCAUUACACUGAGUGAAGCCCCUUAUGAAUGAUAUACGUUGGAAAAGAGAGGCCAACAAACAUAGAGACCCUCCCCACAGACCUACUGUUCGAAAUUCUCCUCCGAUUGCCGGCCGAUCAUCUCUACGAGAGAGCGAGGCUCGUGUGCCGGCGGUGGUACCACAUUAUCCAUUCUCAUGCCUUCAUCAACGCGCAGAUGCAUGGUGCUAUCUAUGGACUCCUUUUAUGGCCCCUAAAUGAUAAUACUCUGCCACUUCAUCUGCCACUUUAUGUAACAGCCGACACAGACGGUGGAAUCCACACAUCUGAGCUAAAUCACACCCCCAAAUUGGGAUUUCCUGCUACCUGCAACGGUUUGGUUCUGGAGAUGGCUCUGGUGAUGGAUACCAAACAUGACUGCCCCCUUCGCCUUGUGAAUCCUGCAACGAAGCAGUCAUUCCUCCUCCCGGCAUUACCUAGACGCAUAUCCUAUGGCCAGCUCGUGUAUGGUUUUGCAUACUCUGCAGCUUCCUUGGCGUAUAAAGUGAUUCAAAAGUACACUGUUUGCACCUCGCCACCACGCCUACCAGCUGCUGACUACGGUCUUGACGUGCUCACUGUUGGAGUCGAUGAAUCCUGGAGGCACGUCGAGGUUCACCACCUCUCCGACCAUGUCAGGUCAUUUUUCUUCAGUAAGGCUCCCUUGACUAGUGAAGGUUUCUUGCAUUGGGGAAGGGGGAGACACUGCGCGACGAUGGAUGUGGAGACGGAGAUCAUUACACUGAGUGAAGCCCCUUACCAAUACAAGUAUUAUUAUUAUCUGUCAACUGGGAGGUGUCUGUCGCUCCUGGUUGGGUGUGGGGAUCUGUCGUGGGAGGUUUGGGAGUUGAAGGCAGAAACGGGCGAGUGGAGGAAGGCGCUGCCCAACAUCGAGUUGGGAGCUGAGAGAUGCAGGAUUCAACAGUUCUCUGAUCGAUUUCUUGAGCCACUUGGUUGGGUUAAAUAUCCACAGGUUUUGGCCUUUUAUUUUGGCGCCUAUACUUCUGGGAGGCAUUGCAUUUUCUACAAUCUUGAUACGCAUCAACUCGAUUCCAUAGAGCUACCACAAUCCUAUAUUGGUGGUUAUCAAGCUUUUCCGCAUAAGAAUAAUCUGAUAUGGCUAUGUUAAAAGAGUAUUAGAAUUGUUAUUGUUUAUAUUUGGUUUAGUUAAAACAGUUCGUAUAUAGAUUAUUUGCAGAUAUUUUGAUGUUGGUUUAGUAUAUUGAAGGAUGAUAUAA
Salvia miltiorrhiza (redroot sage) is the source of this 2205-nucleotide messenger RNA. RefSeq lists its product as uncharacterized. Lineage: Eukaryota; Viridiplantae; Streptophyta; Magnoliopsida; Lamiales; Lamiaceae. The transcript has 3 exons. The record is from RefSeq and is a predicted model, not a curated record. Gene Ontology annotation, molecular function: protein binding. Bases 978 to 2096 code for a protein of 372 amino acids.